Messenger RNA from Heterocephalus glaber (naked mole-rat), 421 nucleotides. Lineage: Eukaryota; Metazoa; Chordata; Mammalia; Rodentia; Bathyergidae. The record is from RefSeq and is a predicted model, not a curated record.
ACCUCUGGAUGGAUGACAUUCCUCAUGUCGGUCUCCUUUAACCAGCUGAUGACAGGUCUAGGACAAAAACCUCUUUACACCUACCUCAUUGCAGGAGGUGACAGGUCUGUGGUGGCCUCCAGGGAGGGGAAGGAAGACAGCACCCUGCACAGAAUUGAGGAGCUGAAGAAGGUGGCUGCUGGGAAGAAGAGGGUCAUUGUCAUUGGCAUCUCGGCAGGCCUCUCUGUAAGUACGAAGAUAGGUGGAGUGGAUCAAUUUUAUAGGGAAGAAGGAGUGGGAAAGGACUGGCAGAACACUUGUGGAAGGAAUUUUCAUUUUAGCUCAUUCGGAUCUAAUUGUAUGAAUGUGAGCAUAGGGAGAAGGGAUCCGUUCUCAUAAUAAUUGUGCAGCAAUCUAUUAAUAACCAAGAUAGACGGACCAG